AUUGGACACCACCGCUCAUAUUAAUUAUAUUUGACUCGUAGUAAUAAAAUCACUAAAACAAGACGCCCUAACUUAACGACAGUACAUAUAUUUAUCAUAUACUAACUAUGGUGACAUGCGUUUUUCUUACUUUUGGACAUAAAAGUAAGGGUCAAGUACUAACUGACAAAUCAAUCCUCUGUAUAUAUAUAUAUAUAUAAAUAUAUCUCUUUAUUAACUACAGCCACAUGAGCCAGAUUUUUUCUUUUAUCUCCAGACUGUUCUAUCUCUGACUGUUUCUAUGGAGCUCUUCUCUGCUCUAACGCCAUUUUUCUUCCUUCUCUUUUCUAUCUGUUUCUUCGUUCACAUUUUUCAAACAAGACCCAAGAAACCUAAUGUUUCAACUUCUACCAUCAACAUCAAAAGCUACCCUAUACUCGGCCACCUACUGGAGUUAAUCAAAAACCGAAACAGAAUACUCGACUGGCUCACUGAUUUUCUAAGACAAAACCCUAACAACACCAUAAUCUUAAAACGACCCUUCAAUGAAAUUACCAUCGAAACCGCCAACCCUUUAAACAUGGAGCACUUCGCCAAGACCAACUUCGAGAACUACCCUAAAGGCGACUUUAUAAUAUCACUCUUCGGGGAGCUACUCGGCGGAGGAAUAUUCAACUCCGACGCCGAGCGCUGGAGGGUGCAACGAAAGGCUGUCAGCCACGAGUUCAGCACCAAGUCCUUGAGAAACUUCGUCGUUGAAAGCGUUGUCGUCGAGAUCGAAACUAGGCUGCUUCCAAUUCUGGAAAAGGCCUCCAGAACAGGUGAGAUUAUAGACUUACAGGACGUUUUGGAGAGGUUCGCUUUUGAUAAUAUCUGCAAAUUAGCUUUCGACGUUGACCCGGGUUGUCUCUGCGUGGACGGAGCCGAUGGUGGUGCCGGCGAUGAACUCAUGAGAGCUUUUGCAGAAGCCGUCGAAAUCAGCUCCACUAGGUUCAUGGACUUUAUUCCCUUUCUAUGGAAGAUUAAGAGGUUUCUCAACGUUGGAUCAGAGAAACGUCUGAGGCAAUUAAUCUCAACCGUUCAUAAAUUUGCUGAUAGUAUUAUAACGUCAAGAAAGGAAUCUUUAUCUAACGAAGAAAAAAACACCAAAGGAGACCUAUUGUCUAGAUUUAUCGGAGACGACGAACUAAACUCGACCGAGUUCUUGCGAGAUAUCGUGACUAAUAUGAUUCUCGCAGGACGAGAUACAACAUCCUCUGCUCUAUCCUGGUUCUUUUGGCUCCUAUCGUCCAGACCAAAAAUCCAACAAAAUAUCUUGAAAGAGCUCGAGUUAAUUCGGGCUCGAAAAACUGAUGCUACAAAUUUCAGCAAUAAUAAUACUUAUAGUUUCGACCAAAUUAGAGAUAUGCAGUACCUGCACGCCGCGAUCACGGAAAGUAUGAGACUUUACCCGCCUGUGCCGGUGGAUUCGAGGUUGUGUCUAAACGACGACGUUUGGCCGGAUGGGACUUUGGUGGGAAAGGGUACUGUGGUGUCGUUUCAUCCGUAUGCCAUGGGGAGAAUGGAGAGUAUAUGGGGCGAGAAUAGUCUUGAGUUUCAGCCGGAGAGGUGGCUCGUCGAUGGAGUGUUUCGGCCGGAGAAUCCGUACCGGUAUCCCGUCUUUCAUGCCGGUCCGAGAAUGUGCCUCGGUAAAGAAAUGGCUUAUAUUCAGAUGAAGUCGAUUGCAGCGUCGGUGCUUGGGAAGUUUGAAGUGGACGUAUUGAAUAGAGACACGUGUCCAGAGCAUUUGCUUGUUGUGACUUUAAGAAUGAAAGGCGGUUUACCUGUGAAAAUUACUAAACGAUCCGUUUAGUGUGAUUAGGUAAACUCAAUUAUCAGUAUUAAUUAUAAUGUCUUCUGGUAUUUUAGUGGAAAGUCUUUGUUUAAUUUUUUUCAAGCUUAUGGGGUUAUUGACUUACUGAGAAAACAAUAUUAAAAACGUGUGGUUGGUAUUAUGAAA
This is a messenger RNA of Humulus lupulus (European hop), 1978 nucleotides long. Its product is annotated as cytochrome P450 CYP94D108-like. The transcript has a single exon. The record is from RefSeq and is a predicted model, not a curated record. Gene Ontology annotation, molecular function: heme binding; iron ion binding; oxidoreductase activity, acting on paired donors, with incorporation or reduction of molecular oxygen. The coding region runs from base 281 to 1831 and encodes 516 amino acids. NCBI's taxonomy places the organism in Eukaryota, Viridiplantae, Streptophyta, Magnoliopsida, Rosales, Cannabaceae.